UUAUUAUUAAGUGUACUAAUUAAAUCAUUUUUCUUUAAGAAAAAGAUGCUGAAAGGGUUAUAGAGAAUUGUCUUUUUGACUAUAAAUAUGUCAAUUGAACCAUUCAAAAGAUUUUACUCGCACCACCUUCAUUAAUCUGUAAAGCCAUAUUUAUGAUAAAUUGACAAAAGAAAAUAAAAAUAAAGAAAAACCCUUUUUUAUAAAAGAAAAGAAUUGGGAUUGGAAAUCAAAACUGAUUCAGAAAAGAGACCCACCUUGUGCAAACACUACCUAAAAAGUACUGAAGAAGUGCCCGAGAUGAAUAUUUGAUAGCCCAUAUGUACAUCGGCCCAAUAAGCUUAUAUGGGCCAUUAAUUACGAAUAAUUGAAUAGCAUUUUGAAAAUCAAACAGUGAUCCCGCCCAUGAAAGCAGCCAGUUGCAUUCAAAUCGAACAAAAUUUCAAAAUCCCCCAAAAACUAUUCAUACAGAAGAAGAAGAAAUGGAGAAGAUCUGUGUAGCGGUAAGAGUAAGACCAGCAGCAGCAUCAUCAGAGAUCACAAAUGGAACAUACUGGAAAGUUGAACAUAGUCACAUCUCUCUUCGCAAAUCUGACUCCACUCCUAUCUCUGGCGUCUCUUACGCUUUUGACCACGUGUUUGAUGAAAGUUGUACAAAUGCCAAAAUUUACGAGCUUCUUACUAAAGAUAUUAUCCAUGCUGCUGUUGAUGGUUUUAAUGGAACUGCAUUUGCUUAUGGACAGACAAGUAGUGGAAAGACUUUCACUAUGAAUGGUUCUGAAAAUGAUCCUGGAAUUAUUCAUCGUGCUGUUAAAGAUAUUUUUAACAAAAUAGAGAUGACGUGUAACAGAGAGUUUCUGAUAAGGGUUUCUUAUAUGGAGAUAUAUAAUGAAGAGAUUAAUGAUCUUUUUGCUGUGGAGAAUCAGAAAUUGCAAAUUCAUGAAAGUUUGGAGCGUGGUAUAUUUGUUGCAGGACUCAGGGAGGAAAUUGUGAAUAAUGCUGAGCAAGUCCUAAAUCUCAUGGCAUCAGGAGAAGUUAAUAGGCAUUUCGGGGAGACAAACAUGAAUGCUCGGAGCAGUAGGUCUCACACAAUAUUCAGAAUGGUUAUUGAGAGCAAAGGGAAGGAAACCAACUCUUCUACUGAUUAUGCAAGCCGUGAUGCUAUUCGAGUCUCUGUCUUGAACUUGGUAGAUUUAGCUGGUUCAGAAAGGAUUGCUAAGACUGGAGCUGGAGGAGUACGUUUGAAAGAAGGAAAGCACAUUAACAAGAGCUUGAUGGCUCUUGGUAACGUGAUUAACAAAUUAAGUGAUGGUUCAAAGCAGAGGGCGCAUAUUCCUUAUCGUGAUAGCAAGCUGACUCGCAUACUUCAACCUGCUCUUGGCGGUAACGCCAAAACUUCAAUUAUAUGUACAAUAGCCCCAGAAGAGGUUCACAUUGAGGAAACAAAAGGGACUCUCCAGUUUGCUAGCCGAGCCAAGCGCAUUACCAAUUGUGCCCAAGUGAAUGAGAUAUUGACGGAUGCAGCCUUACUGAAGCGGCAGAAGUUAGAGAUAGAAGAGCUACGCAAAAAACUGCAGGGAUCUCGGGCUGAAGUACUAGAGCAAGAGAUAUUAAAAUUGAGAAACGACAUGCUGAAGUAUGAACUAGAAAGGGAGAAGCUUGAAAUGCAGCUGGAGGAGGAGAGGAAAUCACACAAGGAGCGCGAUCAAUGCAUCAGGGAGCAGCAGAUGAAAAUUGAUAAUCUCAGCAAUUGUGUCACCUUUCCAGAGUGUGAUAAGGAUGCUGGUCCGGGAAAGAAUUCAGGGAGACAAAGUGGCAGGGAAGAAUCGAAUGACAGCAAUAGCAGAAGUCCAGGAGAUAUUUUUAGAACCCCCCGUUUUAAGGCAGUUCCAAAUGCCUUUGUUGCUAAUCGUUCCAAUUACUCGGGGCUUCCUGAUUUUAGUCCUCUUCCCGAUACUCUUAGCAAUGUAGCUGAUGAAGAUACAUGGAUGAAAAUGAACAAAGGUUACAUAGCUGACCUUGAUUCAAUUCAAAUGACUCCUUCGAGAAAAGUUCAAUCCUUCCCAUCAAGUGAUAUAUCUCCUGGAACCCCAAGUGAUAACUGCAGGAAUGAAGUUGGGAAUCUUAAAAGGCAAGUAGAACUCAUUACUGAAGAAAAGAAUGAACUUCAGAAGAAGCACUCAGAACAACUAUCAUUAAAUAACCAAUUGAUGGAGGAGAUAUCAAAAUUGAAACAAGAAGCUUUGGCAGUUAAAGAAGUUCCCCAAACACUCUGCAAAUCUCUGACCAGUUGCAAAGACGUUUACAAGGAUAUUUUUCUAACACUGCAGAGUUUUGUACCUGAUGGGGAAUCUUGCACUGCAAAAUUGCUUUCUAGCACUAGCGAAUUUGGCAUUAGCCUUUUCUCAAAUUUGGAAUCUUAUUUCUUAAUGGCAAAGGACGAUCAUAAAUGUUUCCCAAAUGAUUUUCUAGUCCAAGAGCAGUGCAAAGUACAUUCUGAGAGGUUAAAAGGCACAAUUGAAUCGAUGGUAGCAGCAGAGAAACUAGCCAUUCAGAACGAAGAAGCAAAGAACACAACAUGCAGAUGCGACUAUAAGGACUCCACUCUGGGAGGGGAAACUGCUUAUGCAAAGGAGAAGCUAAACUAUGAACUUGACAGUAUCAAGGAAAAAUACCAUGAUUUGGAGAAGCAGUUGACUUUGAAUAACCAGCUUCUGGAGGAUUCUAAAGAAAAAUAUACUAGCUUGGAAAGAAAGUUUGAGCUUUUGAAAGAAGAAAGAGAUUCCUUGCUGGAUAGAGUCUCAGAAUCAUCCCAAAAGCUCACACUGGUUACUGCCCAAAAGGAAGAUCUUCUGAAAGAUCUGAACACUGCAGAGCAGAGAAGGAAAGAUCUUGGAGAGGAGAUUAAACAAUUCAGUACUGCCUUUGCUAUUCGGCAGAGAUCAUUUAUGUCCUUCCGAAGUGAAUUUAAGUCCAAAAUUGAGAAAUUGAGAGCUCUACAUCCAGUUUCAGUAUCCAAACCUCUUGGGUGUUGAAGACUACUUUCCCUUGUUUCAUGUGUUUCGCAUAUUCUUUGUCAUUUAUUUACCUGAAUAUCUAUUGAAUGUAAUUCUCACAUCCGCUGGUUAUCUUGUUUCCAACUUUGUUGGAAGCUUUAGGACUAAGCCUAGAACAAGACUUUUUUUUUUUUCCAGUAGCACAGGGAUUUGGAUGUUAUUUUUUAUUAUGCAGAUCACGCAAUCUUUGUAAUGCUGUUGCUGCUAUGUAUUCUAGAUAUCUUAUUAUGCCAUGUAGCAGUUUGAAUCCA
Messenger RNA from Ricinus communis (castor bean), 3304 nucleotides. RefSeq names its product kinesin-like protein KIN-7N. Bases 480 to 3032 code for a protein of 850 amino acids. Gene Ontology annotation, biological process: microtubule-based movement. The record is from RefSeq and is a predicted model, not a curated record. Lineage: Eukaryota; Viridiplantae; Streptophyta; Magnoliopsida; Malpighiales; Euphorbiaceae. The transcript has 18 exons. Gene Ontology annotation, molecular function: ATP binding; microtubule binding; microtubule motor activity.